AUGGCUCCCAAGGGAAAGUCUUUUGGUGGUGUGAAACGAAGAGCACCUGGAGGGAAAGGUGGUAAACCAGUCAAGAAGAGAACCUAUGGUCCCAAGUUUCACGAUGCCAGACUUGCAGAAAUUGAUGAGUCGGAAAGUGAGGUUUCUGAAGAUGCUCCCCUUUCUGACGAGGACUCCGAGUUGGAGGAUGAUGAGGAUGAGUCCGAGGAUGAGGACAAGGGCGCAUCAAGUAAACCAUACUUGACUCUGAUGCAAAGUUUGGCCAAGGAGCGAGGACCUCAGACCAAGAGAAGAAAACUCGACUCAUCGUCAAAAAUGGAACCAGCAGACCAGCAAGACUCGGAUGAUGAAGUCGAUGCAACAGCGGCGGAAGAUUUGGACUUGGUGGAGGAACCAGAAGAAGACCCAGCAGACGAAUUGCCAGAUGACGAUGCAGAUUCUGAUAAUGAGGUGCCGGACGAUAACGAUCCAUUUGAGUCACACUUUGCCCAUCCAGACGACGCUGAGGUGUCGAAGAAGCUCAAGUCGAUACAAGCAAAGGAAUUAUCAACAAGCCAGGUCGAGCUGAACAAGCUGAGACUAACGAGGGUCUUGCCUGGUAAAGAUGCUGGAAAGACAACUCGUCCGCUUUCUACACUCUCGACGACUACAGAUCUGAAGCUAAAACAGAGAGUGGGAGAAGCCGCUUCCAAACGCCCAACCUUGGACAAGCUCGAGCAAGUAUUAUACCCAAUCACAUUCGGAUACAGCGACCUGCUGUUUUGUGGAAGGACGCCAAAAAACGCCGAGAGUAUACGCCAAAUGGCUAGCUUGCACGCGAUCAAUCAUGUUUACAAAACUAGAGAUCGCGUUAUCAAAAACAAUGCUAAGCUGGCCAAGGAGGGCGAAGAUACUGAAUUCGAACCCAGGGAUCAGGGAUUCACGCGCCCCAAGGUCUUGAUGCUGCUCCCAACCCGACAAUCUGCCGUAAAGAUGGUCAACACCAUCUGCCGCAUCUGCGAACCAGACCAACAAGAACACCGCAAGCGUUUCGACGAAUCUUACCAAGACAAUGAUGGCAAAUUUACUUCCGAUCGCCCAGAGGAUUUCCGUGACCUUUUUGAGGGCAACGAUGAUGAUAUGUUUCGACUUGGUAUCAAGUUCACACGCAAGACGAUCAAGUACUUUUCGCAAUUCUAUAACUCUGAUAUCCUGCUUGCCAGUCCGCUGGGCCUGCGUAUGGCCAUUGGCUCUGAUGAGAACAAGGACAAGAAGAAGAAGCUCGACUACGACUACCUUUCCUCCAUUGAAGUUGUGAUCGUUGAUCAGGCCGACGCACUGUUGAUGCAAAAUUGGGAACACAUUGAAUUCAUUUUCGAGCAUCUCAAUCUUCAGCCCAAGGAGGCCCAUGGCUGCGAUUUCAGCAGGGUACGAGAGUGGUACCUUGAAAAACAGGCUGCAAACUAUCGCCAAACUCUCAUCUUCUCGGCCUUUAAUACUCCAGAAUUGUCAGAAUUACAUAGGUCAUGUGAGAAUUGGGCUGGUCGUGUAAGGGUCCAGCCUGAAUAUCAGGGCACCAUUCAGGAAUUGGGCGUCAAGGCGAAGCAGACCUUUUCCCGCUUCGAAACUUCAUCCAUUGCCAAUGAACCUGAUGCGCGGUUUGAGUACUUCACAUCCGCCAUCGUGCCCAACUUGGUCAAGCGAAUCAAGGACAGCCAUGGCACUCUCAUCUUUGUCCCGUCGUAUCUCGACUUUGUGAGAGUUCGAAACUACUUUGCCACGAACGAUGCCGUCGCAAACCUCACUUUUGGCACCAUCUCCGAGUAUGCAGACAUCCCUGAAGCCUCACGGGCGCGCUCGCAUUUCUUGAACGGACGGCACAAGGUCCUGCUUUACACAGAGCGUGCACACCAUUUCAGACGUUACAUGCUCAACGGCGUGCGGCGCGUCAUCUUUUACGGACUCCCGGAUAACCCAAUCUUUUAUAGAGAGAUUGCUGGUGGAUAUCUCGCCAAGAGCGAGCAAGACGCAAAGCUCGAGCCUGGAGCUGGCACCAUCCGAGUCGUCUUUAGCAAGUAUGACUUGCUCAAGCUCGAAAGAGUUGUGGGAAGCAAGAGAGUUGGCAAGAUGAUCCGGGACCGUGGUGACACGUUUGACUUUGUUUAG
Pestalotiopsis fici W106-1 is the source of this 2145-nucleotide messenger RNA. RefSeq names its product U3 small nucleolar RNA-associated protein 25. Lineage: Eukaryota; Fungi; Ascomycota; Sordariomycetes; Amphisphaeriales; Sporocadaceae. Gene Ontology annotation, molecular function: rRNA binding; U3 snoRNA binding. Gene Ontology annotation, cellular component: small-subunit processome; nucleolus. The transcript has 2 exons. Gene Ontology annotation, biological process: maturation of SSU-rRNA from tricistronic rRNA transcript (SSU-rRNA, 5.8S rRNA, LSU-rRNA). The record is from RefSeq and is a predicted model, not a curated record. The coding region runs from base 1 to 2145 and encodes 714 amino acids.